AUGGCUAGUUCACAUAAAGAUACAAUUGAACAACUUAUACAAGCAAUCAAUGCUCGUCAUGUUAAUCAUUUGGAUAAAGCUCUUGAACAAAAUGCUGUAAAAAUUGUUGGUUCAAAAACUGUUUAUACAAAUAUUCAAGAAGCUCGAGAAUAUUAUACAAUGGAACAUGAAGCUAAUCCAUCAGCUGAAUGGAAACUUGUUGAUUAUCAACAAGAUAAUCAUGAUAAUCAUAAAGGACAAGGAACAGUUGCUCAUAAUAAUCAUACAUAUGAUACAAAAUAUACAUUUAGUUCAUCAGGAAAAAUACAAAAAAUUGAAGCACAUCUUCAACAACAAGACUAA
Rotaria sp. Silwood1 is the source of this 342-nucleotide messenger RNA. The record is from the annotation of a GenBank genome assembly. Lineage: Eukaryota; Metazoa; Rotifera; Eurotatoria; Philodinida; Philodinidae.